Molecule: messenger RNA, 303 nt
Organism: Acanthisitta chloris (rifleman)
Lineage: Eukaryota; Metazoa; Chordata; Aves; Passeriformes; Acanthisittidae
Product: C-C motif chemokine 20-like
Exons: 4
Coding region: 1-303 (100 amino acids)
Biological process (GO): neutrophil chemotaxis; inflammatory response; cellular response to tumor necrosis factor
Cellular component (GO): extracellular region
Molecular function (GO): CCR chemokine receptor binding; chemokine activity
Source: RefSeq, a predicted model, not a curated record
AUGGCUGGCUUGAAAAGCAAGAGCUUGGUCUUGGUUUCUCUGCUGGGGCUCGUGGCUCUGCUCCUGUGCGGCACCUCCGAAGCACAAAGCAACCAGGAUUGCUGCCUGUCCUACACCAAAGUGCGUCUGCCUCGCUGGGCCCUGAAGGGUUACACUGAGCAGCUCUCCAGUGAAGUCUGUGAUAUCCCUGCAAUCAUUUUCCACACCAAGAGGGGGCUGAAGGCCUGUGCAAAUCCUAAGGAUGACUGGGUGAAGAAGCAUCUUCUUUUCCUGAGCCAGAGGCUUAGGAAGAUGGCAGUCUGA